CUUAGUUGACCAGUCACUGUUGCUCCUCUUAACCACUCCCCUUCAAUCCUAUUUGGUUCUCAACCUCCUCCUCUCACCUCCACGCCCUCAUACUCGAUUGCUGUCUUAUUCGCCUUCCUUUUAGCGCCGCUGGGAUACUUCAAUAGCGUUUUGUUCCGUGUCGAAUCUUGACUACACUAGUUUCGCUGCCAUACUCAAUUUUGCCUCGCCGUGCGUGCCUCACAAGUACUGGCAAGGACCACGCCACAAUGCCCUUCGUUGGAGAAGACGCCCACGCAGGACGUAAGCGACGAUGGAGCGAUGACAAUGAGCAGCCCAGAUUGUCUCUAUACCCUUCAGAGGAAGCCAAGGACUAUUAUAUCCUUGACCAACGGCCGGAGUUAGCCUUACGAAAGGUCCUUCCAGUUUCGAAGCGAACCCGUAUUACCGGCGACGAUAUUCACGUUACAGACGGUCUCAACGCUUCCAGUUUCUCUUUCAAUACGCCCCACCGCCGACGGCGCUCAUCGCAACUUAAGAUGCUGCCGGUGCAGCCCGCCUUUGCCAAAUCUCGAGUGACAGGCGCUCUCCUUGUUCCCUGUAACAUCUGCCACCGCAAACCAACCAAGAAAUCUGAUCUCGACUCCUUUGCAGAUUGUCAGGGAUGUGGCGAGCGCACUUGCUUCAUUUGUAUCAGAGAAUGCCAUGGUUGGAACCUGGACGGUGGCUCUGGUGUCUCGGAGCAAGAAGUACUUUCAAGGUCGUUCCAUAUGGAUGAUGUUGAUGACAGACAGCAACAAGAACAGAACGAUACGAAGAACGGAACACGGCAAGCGGACAAGGGAUGGAACGCUGUUGGACACCGGGCUGUUGUGUGCAGUCGGUGCAGUAUUGAGCGUGGAGCAGAAGGAGACGUCGCAUGCUUGGGUUGCUUCUCCCGGAUGGAAGGCUCAUGAGUCGGAACAUGCAUGGCAUUAUGGGAAUUUGUGGACGAAUAAUGAUGGUUUUCUCGGGCUUAAGCUGGGCGCACACAUCUGCCUUAGGUAAGGUAGUUCUGCAGGGUAUUUUGAGCGAUGGAUCUGCUUUUUUGGAUGGUACGGAAAUGGACUCAUAUUGCACGUUAGCGUUUAUGGGCAUAUCACGGGAACGGUGUUUCGGGUUUUCAGGACCUUGAUGGUCUUGUUUUGUGGCUUUCGGAUUGCAAAUGAACCACGGGAGUAAUUUCACAGUAGAUAGAUUCUGCAGAUAUCAAUAUGGCAUCGGGAGCAUCACAAACAAAGUCAUUAAUGUAAUUCACUAUUGGGC
Molecule: messenger RNA, 1284 nt
Organism: Fusarium oxysporum Fo47
Lineage: Eukaryota; Fungi; Ascomycota; Sordariomycetes; Hypocreales; Nectriaceae
Exons: 1
Coding region: 249-935 (228 amino acids)
Source: RefSeq, a predicted model, not a curated record